CCCAACUAUAACAACUACUACAACUCCGAAAAUCAAAACCAAUUUGCUUUUUGGGUCAGUGUCAACACUAAUGGCGAAACAUAUUGUUAAUGGUGGAAAAGAGAUCAUUGAGGAGGACGCAUUAUUUGCUUCAUCAUCUUCAUUGCAGAAGAUGCCUCUUUUAUCUCUAAAUCACGUCUCCUUCAUCUGCAAAUCCGUUCGUAGAUCCGUCAAGUUUUACAGUGACGUCCUGGGAUUCGUUCUUAUUAGACGUCCUUCCUCCUUUGACUUCGAAGGUGCUUGGUUGUUCAACGAUGGGAUUGGAAUACAUUUGUUAGAAGUGGAGACGACUCCUACAAAAACAACAGCGAUCAAUCCAAAAGACAACCACAUUUCGUUUCAGUGCACGGAUAUGGAUAUCAUAAUCAAGAAACUUGAGGGAUUGGGUAUCAAGUAUGUGACAGCGGUGGUGAAAGAAGGUGGUGUGGAGGUGAACCAGUUAUUCUUCCAUGAUCCAGAUGGUUACAUGAUUGAGAUCUGCAACUGCCAUGUUCUUCCUGUACUUCCCAUCACCUCAUGCCCCCUCAAGAAGCUCCCUGCAACAGCUUCAAAGAUCAAAAUUAAUGGCGGAUCCUCCUUCUAUGAGAAAAUAAGCUCCAAGAAUUACAAUUGUGGAGAAGAUGAAGCGUUUAUGAUGGACAAUUUUUUAAUAGACAUGAUGGGUAUCUCCUUGUAAGAUCAAACCAAAGCAAAUUAAAGGGUGAGUUGGAUUUGAGGAAAAAAUUUGUAUCGUUUGCCGAAUUCUUUAAAAAUUGAGAGUUAUCAAUUUAAUAUUUGUGUAUGUAAUUGUGUAAUAUAUAUGGCGGAAGAAGAAA
Lactuca virosa is the source of this 854-nucleotide messenger RNA. The record is from the annotation of a GenBank genome assembly. NCBI's taxonomy places the organism in Eukaryota, Viridiplantae, Streptophyta, Magnoliopsida, Asterales, Asteraceae.